AUGGUGGUUUAUUUUCAGUUAAGACGUAGAAUAUUAGACAUCCCCUGCAAAGUCUGCGGAGAUUUUUCAUCGGGAAAGCACUACAAUAUCUUCGCGUGUGAUGGUUGUGCGGGAUUUUUCAAAAGGUCGAUCCGUAGGAAUAGACAAUAUGUGUGCAAGGCUAAAGAGGAAGGAACCUGUAUCAUCGAUAAGACGCACAGGAACCAAUGUAGGGCAUGCAGGUUGCAGAAAUGUCAAGAAGCUGGCAUGAAUAAAGAUGCCGUCCAACACGAGAGAGGUCCUCGGAACUCAACGCUUCGCAGACAGCAAAUGUCGAAUUUUUUCAACGAAGCCCGCGAACGUAUGAUGGGGUCGCCACCUGUCGGCGCUUUGAAUCUGGCCUUGCCGAAACCUAGCACGCCGCCGGUAUUGGAGAGUCCGUUCGGGAUUAUGGGACCAGCUGGGUUUUUGUGCAAUUCGAUACUGAGUUUACCUAGGUUUCCUAUACCGCUUCAGCCAGUACCAUCGCCGCACAUUCCCAAUCCAGCAGUAGUCUGCGAGGCCGCCGCUAGGCUACUCUUCAUGAACGUCCAAUGGGCUAGAUCCCUAUACGCGUUCACCUCUCUACCCGUCAACGACCAAUUUUUGCUUCUGGAAGAAAGCUGGAGAGAACUAUUCGUAUUAGGAGCAGCCCAAUUCCUUCCCAUGACGUACUUACCCCAUCUGGUACCGAAUUUUGGGCAUGUAGACAGUACGAGUUUCAUGCAAAAUGUGCAAGAGUUCCAGGAGAUUCUAGUGAACAUUAGGCAGUUCCAGGUCGACCCGCAGGAAUAUUCUUGCUUGCGAGCUACGAUUUUAUUCAAGACCAGCUUCGACAAACCGUCUUCCUCCUCGCCACCAACUUCGGAAAGGGUUUUGAGCGAUCCGGUUAAAAUUUCAGCUAUACAGGAUGAUACUCAGUUGACGCUUAAUAAAUAUAUUAGCUCCACGCAUCCAGGACAACCUUUGAGGUUCGGAAAGCUGCUUCUUUUGCUACCAACGCUCAGGAAGGUGCCUGGUGAGGUCAUAGAGGAGCUUUUCUUUAGAAAAACUAUUGGAAAUAUUCCUAUCGUAAAGAUUAUUUGCGAUAUGUAUAAAACUCAAGCUAGCUUAUGA
This is a messenger RNA of Psylliodes chrysocephalus, 1134 nucleotides long. The record is from the annotation of a GenBank genome assembly. NCBI's taxonomy places the organism in Eukaryota, Metazoa, Arthropoda, Insecta, Coleoptera, Chrysomelidae.